AUGGAUGGAGUAUUUAAUACAGCACGUAUGAUGUGGAAUUUAUUUAGUGGAAAACAAGCUGAAAAUUCCGAAGAAACGACAAAGAAGGAAGAACAAGAACAAGACUCUAUUAAAAUUUCAAUUAAACAAGAUGAAAUGUAUUCGAUCCGAGCCUGGAUUUCAAUGGCUUGUUUCAUGAGAGAGGCACACAAGUAUGGAGAGGCUGAAAAAACAUUUGAUAAAGCCAUGGAAAUGAUGAUCAAAGGAAGUGGUUUUAAUUAUAAGGAUUGUAUAACGAUGAGUAGCUUGAAUUUGGAAAUGGGAAGGAAUUAUGUUCAUCUUGGAAAGGUAGAACACGCCACUCAGUGCUUUAAUAAGGUUUGUGAGUUGGAAGUCUCAUUGAUGGAUAAAGGUGAAGCAAUGGCAGAGUUGGCUUGGUUGGAAUUGGAUGAAGGAAGUGAUGCAAGUCUUGGAAGGGCUAAAGCAAUUAUUGAAAAAUUACAACAAAUGACACAAUGUAGAAGAAUUGAACAAUUGUGGAAUCACUUGCUCGGAAAUUACUACCUCUUGAAGCAGGACAAUAAUUCAGCUUUGAAGCAUUAUGAAAAAGCUGUCGAGUUGGAUACUGCUUGUGUGGAUAGUUUGGCAGUUUUGGGAGAUAUCUAUUUCCAUCAAAUGCAAGACAAAACAAAGGCACACCUUAUGUGGUCUCGCGCCUUUGACAUUGAUCCAUAUAAUAAUAAUCUUUCUCACUACAAGCUUGCCAAGCAUAUUAUUAAGCAUGAACAUAAUUUGGAAAAGACAAGAAAGGUUUUAGAUAUUGGAUUAAAGUUGGAUCCAGAAGAUGUCAACUCGCACUACUUGAUGGCUGUUUGUUUGGAAGAAUUGGAAGCUGAAAAGACUCCAGGUGUACAAAAGGAACUGGUAAUUUUCCACUAUGCUGAGGCUGUUAGAUUGGGUUGUGAAAAGAAGGAAUUAUAUAGACGAUUCAGUGAAUAUUUGGUCGAGUUGAAGAAUUAUAAUUGGGCACUUGGUGUUCUCAAUAGUGGCUUGAAGAAUGCAAAGGAACACACUGUUUACAUUCUCUAUCUGAGACAACAAUUUUAUGAAAUUACAAUGCAAAAUUAUAGAGCUGCUCUUGAAGAUUGUGAACACAUUCUCAGAUUGAUCAGUCAAGCCAAUAUUACACAACAAGCUUAUGAUGGUAUUGUAUCGAAGGAUAUUAUUAAGGACAAGAUUGUAGAACUCAAGGAAAAGGUCUAA
Messenger RNA from Naegleria gruberi, 1242 nucleotides. RefSeq lists its product as uncharacterized. The record is from RefSeq and is a predicted model, not a curated record. Bases 1 to 1242 code for a protein of 413 amino acids. NCBI's taxonomy places the organism in Eukaryota, Heterolobosea, Eutetramitea, Acrasida, Naegleriidae. Gene Ontology annotation, molecular function: protein binding. The transcript has a single exon.